Molecule: messenger RNA, 693 nt
Organism: Geodia barretti
Lineage: Eukaryota; Metazoa; Porifera; Demospongiae; Tetractinellida; Geodiidae
Source: the annotation of a GenBank genome assembly
AUGGCCCGGGCCGCUGACGCCGGGCCGGCGCGGGCGCAUCUCUCCUGCGGCAACCUCGCGCACGCCUUCGCCGCCAGCCCGGAAGCGGACAAGACGCGCCAGACCGGCAGCGCCGCCGGCAACAUCGGCAUCGUCACCGCCUAUAACGACAUGCUCUCGGCCCACCAGCCGUUCGAGGGCUUUCCCGCGCUGAUCCGCGAGGCGGCCCGGCAGGCAGGUGGCACCGCCCAGGUCGCCGGCGGCGUGCCGGCGAUGUGCGAUGGUGUCACCCAGGGCCAGCCGGGCAUGGAGCUCUCGCUCUUCAGCCGCGAUGUGAUCGCACUGGCGGCGGGCGUGGCGCUGUCGCACAACUGCUUCGACGCUGCGAUCUUCCUCGGCGUCUGCGACAAGAUCGUCCCCGGGCUUGUGAUCGCGGCAGCCACCUUCGGCCAUAUCCCGGCGAUCUUCGCGCCGGCGGGGCCGAUGACCUCGGGCCUGCCGAACGAUGAGAAGGCCGCCGUGCGCCAGCGCUUCGCCCGCGGCGAGAUCGGCCGAGACGAGCUGAUGGCCGCCGAGAUGGCCUCGUAUCACGGCGCAGGCACCUGCACGUUCUAUGGCACGGCGAACUCGAACCAGAUGCUGAUGGAGUUCAUGGGCCUGCACCUGCCCGGCGCGAGCUUCGUAAUCCCGGCACGCCGCUCCGCGAGGCGCUGA